AUGAGUAUGUUCCCGGUGCGUGUGGUGGUGGAAUCGGUAAGGCCACAACAUUGCUUAACAUGUGCACAUGACGGUCAUAUGCUUGUUGAUUCGUACGCAAUUGUUUCUGGUGCUACUUCAUUAAGUCAACUAGUCGACACUGUUUUGAGUGCACUCGGAAUGCCGCAACUGGCCGUUCAUUCUCGAGGUUUGUUUCGCGUUACUUUGGAUUUAUUCAUUGGUUUGUUCGUUCAGUGUCACUUCCUUCAACAACUGUUCUCUCGUGCAUGUAACAUGCAUCAUGACCGUUUGAUAAAGUCAUGCGACACUGUGCUCUUUCAUAUAGAUCACUCGUAG
Messenger RNA from Anisakis simplex (herring worm), 336 nucleotides. The record is from the annotation of a GenBank genome assembly. NCBI's taxonomy places the organism in Eukaryota, Metazoa, Nematoda, Chromadorea, Rhabditida, Anisakidae.